Messenger RNA from Rotaria sp. Silwood2, 717 nucleotides. The record is from the annotation of a GenBank genome assembly. Lineage: Eukaryota; Metazoa; Rotifera; Eurotatoria; Philodinida; Philodinidae.
AUGGCGACAUCAAUGCAAAAUGAUCAUCGAACAUCGGUGAAACAAAAGUCAGUUGUUCCAAGUUAUGGUCCUGGAAAUUCUUUAUAUUCUACAACUGAAUCCUUAACUGCACAAGAUAUAGAAAAUUAUUUUCGUGUUGUUUCAACUCGACCGAAUUCGACAACAAAUUCGAUUGCUAAUUCAACAUCAAAUACAAAUGAACGUAAAACUGUGCAAUAUCUUCGUCCAACAUCAUUUGAACAACAACAAAAAGAAGUUCAACAAUUAAAUAAAAAUAAAAUUGAUAUUAUUCCAUAUGCAACAUUUCAUGAAAAAAAACAAUUAUUAUCAAUUGAUCAAAAAGCUUAUGCUCGUGAUUUUCAACAAAGAUAUGACAAUGAAUUUUUACAACGCUGGAAUAAAGGUGUUUUGGGUGAUAAUGAUGAUGAAACAACAAUUAGUAGUUCAACAAGUCAACAAUUUGGAAGUACAACAGUUAGUUCAUCAAUAAAUAAUCGUUUAUCUCGAUUAAAUAUAAAUCGUGAUCAAGAUCAAGAACAUAUGUCUGAUAUUGAAGGACGAACAGAUCCUGAUGGUGCACAAAGUGAAGCUGAUAAAGAAGAAAUUCGACAAAUAUUUGGUAUAUCACAUGCAUUGGAAACAUUUGAUGAUUAUAAAGAAAUAAAACAAUGGAUUAAUCAAGAUACAACAUUACCUGUGUAUGCACAAAAAGAUAAA